AUGACUACUAUUUCGCAUCAUGAUGAGCAAUGGACCUUCUUCAACAAUGGUCCCGUUACGACAACAUUCACACCUGCUCCCACAUGCUUGGGUACAGCUGAAAUCCUGCUUGGAACAAUCGGGUCAGAAAACCCAUAUAUCAUGUACAGCGUCCAAUGUGAUACUACCUCGUUCCCAAACUGCGUGCCAACAGCCACCGCUACCCCCUCACUGGCCCCUGAAGACGACUGGUCUGCUUCUGUCGGGAGCUACUACUCGCCAGGCCUAUACUGCCCCUCUGGCUGGGCGACUGUUGGACAGGCCGGACGUGAUGGCGACAAGCCAUACACCACCUCAGGGGCGAUGAGCUGGGGCGCGAAGGACCGGACUCCGUAUUUCGACUACAUGCCGACGCUGCUGGCGAAGAACUUGCAGCCAAGCGAGACGGUUGCGCUCUGCUGCCCAAGUGGCUACACUGCGGAUAUCCUUGGCGGAUGCUACAAUACUGUUCCUUCGUAUACUCCCACCCAGGCCUGCGCCAUCGACGACACUACCAUACCGGUUGUUGGCUUAUCCACUGCCGCGAUCACAACGGAUGGAACUGUGACAGAGAAGCUCGCCACCACCAGGGGACUUUUCACGAGCCAAGAAACUUAUUCUGUAACUUGGGGCUCGGGUGCGCGCUUGGCGGAUUACUUGACGCCGUUCCACUAUGUCACCGCCGUGACGCUAAUUCACCACGAGUCUGAUAUUCCUGCCACUAGUUCCGCCAAAGAUACAUCGGCUGGUGCUCCUGAGUCUACAAGUUCGAACGCGGGGGCUGCUGCUACCACUUCAAAUGCGGCCGCAAGGACCGGGUCGCAGAUGGGUAAGUGGCAUGGAUCGACUGUCUUUCUCGGCGGUUCUCUUGCGGCAGCUGUCUUAGGUGCUGCCAUUAUUUUGUGA
Penicillium chermesinum is the source of this 924-nucleotide messenger RNA. RefSeq lists its product as uncharacterized. The coding region runs from base 1 to 924 and encodes 307 amino acids. The transcript has 2 exons. The record is from RefSeq and is a predicted model, not a curated record. NCBI's taxonomy places the organism in Eukaryota, Fungi, Ascomycota, Eurotiomycetes, Eurotiales, Aspergillaceae.